Molecule: messenger RNA, 1083 nt
Organism: Dermacentor andersoni
Lineage: Eukaryota; Metazoa; Arthropoda; Arachnida; Ixodida; Ixodidae
Source: RefSeq, a predicted model, not a curated record
UGUAGUGGCGACGACGCAGUUUGCUCGCUGCGAGUGUGUGCGCGUGCCGUCCAUUCCGAUGCCUACGAUGAUCGCUCUCGAGGUCGGCAGGGUACGCCGCUACACGUUCGCUGCCACAGCGGUGCUGCUGAUGCUCGUCGCAGUGACGCAAGUGCAAGCGCGCUGUCCUUCCACGCGGGGUCUGUACAGCAACUGCGCCUACACCCAGUGCAGCCCAUCUGAGUGCGCUGCCAAGGGCCUGGAGUGCUGCCCGAAACCAUGCGGCGGGAGCUGGUGCGUCAAAGGCACAGGUCCCCCGUCAAGAUAUCCGGAGAUCUGUCCCCCAGUGGUUCGUCGGGCCACUAAAUGCCGAUUUCCGAAGAGUAACAUGACUUGCGAACAACUGAAUUGCUCCACGCUGGGAUCCAUCUGCUGCAGCAAUGGCUGCGAUGAAAACUACUGCUACCGAAUACCGGGGACAUUCGUGUGACCGAUUCACUGAGCGCUAGGCACUCAAAUAGUCUUCUCGACGCGUCGUCAGAAUAAAGAUACAUUUAGCAAAAACAAAUAGCGUGCAGGAGCUAGCUUCCUCGUCUACCCGCCUUACGCCAGACAUGUUGUCUGCUACUGUAUACGAGCUUACAUCGCUGAUACCUGAGUGUACCGCUAGGUUGCUUUUAGGUAUUCCAUGGCUUCUUGAUUUCUGAAUUGGGCCCUUUUGCCCGUCCCAAGUAACCUUCCAACUCAUUUUCCGUUCAUGCUGUCCCCAUAUAAUAAAAAUCCUUCACCAAUGUCGCUACGAGGCUAUGUAGGUAAUUCAAUUUCGUGUGCACCUGCAACCGCUUAAUAUGUACGCCACCUACUAGGUUUCUCUUAUAAAAUUUCGUAAUUUACUCUUCAUCUCUGCGAUAAAAUUGUGUGAAAUGUUCCAUGGUAAUCUGAAUUCGUUGCGGAUUAAUAUUGUAUAAGGAUGUAUCGCUUUGCUAUUUUUGCCAUGUAAUUACUGUUGCCCCCUUACUCAAUGCCCUUCAAUGGGCCUGUAAGGUAACGUGAAUAAAUAAGUAAAUAAAUAAAUAAAUAAAUAAAUAAAUAAGGGCUUUAAAC